CCGUAUAACGUAUUUACGCGCAGCGCUCUUGUCUCCGUCGACAACCGGCCCCCGCUCCCCCGCGCCGCCCACUGCUGUGUACGCGCACACACGAAUGAUCGUCGUUCCCGGUUGUUCCACACCUAGCGCGCCAAUUUUUCGUCGUGUUUAUGUUAUUUUUGAUUUUUUUUUUUCUCUCAUUUUCAGUGUUUUCACGUAUCACUCGCGCCAGUCGCCACGAACGUCGAUAAUUACGCGUAAGUCGUUUUGUACUCGUUUCGACGUGAAUAAUUACCGUAUAGGUCCUUCGGUCGAUUCAGUAGCAGCGUAUACCGCGCAAAAUAUCGUCGUUGGCGGCGGCUAUCUCACAUUUUAUUUUAUUGUUAUUGUUAUUAUAAUAUUAUCAGAAUAUUACCCCCUAACCAGUAUCACCCGCACCGCCGACAUCGCAAGACUUAGCUACGACUGCAUAGGGAACUGAUAGAGAAUCAUCACGGCGACCAAUACAGCGUACCCGGUUUACUACGCACGGACACGUUUACUACGCACAGAUAUAUCAAUUAAACAAGCAACAUGGAUCUUGGAACAUUAGAUAGCCUUACUUUCUAUCAAGACUGUAUAGACUUUGACAUGAAAAGUGACUAUGACCGUGUGUUAUCAAGUAAUAGUUUCAACUAUGAUGAUUCAUUGUCAUUGAAUGAUGACAAUAUGAUGUCCAUGAUGGAUCCGCUCAAUUCUGGAUUAUGGCUCAAUUCCGAUUCUGAUUCUCAUCAUUUAGACUUUAUGGAAGGCGAUUUAGAAUCAGCUAUCAUGGUUAAUCCUAAUUCUGUAAUACCAUCAUCUGCUGCAGCUGCAGAAAUUAAAAUUAAAGAUGAGCCAAUUGAUGUACCAAAUUCACCAAAAACAUACUUUCCUAUUACAAUUAAAAAAGAGGAGCUUGACUCAGUAGAACCUCAAGAUGUUAUGAUUAAGUUUCCUGAAAUUAAUCCAGAAAAUAUAAAUGUAAAAUCUGAAAAUUUGCCAUUAGAAAUAACUAAAAUGGAAGAACUCAAACCCAUACCAAAAGCUAUUAGGCUAUCUGAUUUGUUAAGUCAAACAUCAAGUACUGGUCAACAGAAGACAGAAUUAAUGACUGUACGUGUAACAAUGCCAUCAGCUUUACCUACCCUAAAGACAACUGUAACAUCUAGGACGGUUCCAAUUUCUUUUGUCAAUAAUACUAUUUCUGGGCAUUACAAAAUUGUUAGGCCUAAGCAGCAAAUAAAACCAAUUCAAUCGAGAAUCAAUGGCAACAAAAUUAAUGAAAGUAUGGGUCUUUAUCCAAGACCUACUUAUUCCUACUCAUGCUUAAUUGCUAUGGCAUUAAAAAACUCAAGUUCUGGAUCUUUACCAGUUUCAGAAAUUUAUAAUUUUAUGUGUAAACAUUUUCCGUAUUUUAAGACUGCCAGUAGCGGAUGGAAAAAUUCUGUUCGUCACAACCUUAGUUUGAAUAAGUGUUUUGAAAAGAUUGAAAAACCAAUUGGUAGUACAGGUGCCCCAAGAAAGGGAUGUUUAUGGACAAUGAAUCCAAGCAAAAUAUCAAAAAUGGAUGAUGAGAUGCAAAAAUGGUCGCGUAAAGAUCCCUCUGCAAUUAGACGUGCAAUGCUCAAUCCUGAACAUUUGGAUUUACUGGAACGUGGCGAGAUGAAUGAAAGUUAUGAUCGGCGAGACGGUUGUUUUUUUGAUGAUGAAGAAGAAGAAGAGGAGGAGGAAGAAAUAAUAAGUCAAGAAAUGACAUCGGAAGAUGAUAGAGUCAGUGAUGUUGAAGAGGAAUCUGAUAAUGAAUCAAGAAUUGAUAAAGAUGAUUCACCAUAUCAACUAAUAACAUUUGGCCUGGAUGAUUUAGCUAACCUUAAUGAACUUGGCAAUGAUGUUGAUGAUGAAGAAGAAAUUGAAGAGAAUUCAAAUGAUGGCAGCUUUGGCAUUGAACCAUCAGAGUACAAAACAAACUUUGAUGAUUUGAUAUCUGUUCAAGAUAUGCCUAUGACAUAUGUAGUUCAACCCCCAAAUAAGACUGUAAUCAACAAUAAACGGCCGUUUCAACAACCUUUAUUCAAGGGUAGUUAUGUAUUGACUAAAAAUGUUACUUCAAGUGUACCGAGCCCAAAGCGAAAAUUCAUCAGUAGGCCAGUAUCAAUAUUAAGAAAUAUUUAAUAUGAAUGUUUGAUGUAAUACAGGAAUAACUUGCAGGCCUUAAUUAGUUGCAAUAUUGGUAAGGUGCAUAACUCGUUCUGAUGCCCCAAUUUUAAACGUGUGAAUAUAAUUUUGGUACCUUUGAGUCUGAAUAGUCAAAUUAUAAUGAAUUACAUAUCAAGCAAAUUAUGUAAUAUACAUUUCUACCAUUUUAUUUUAUUGGGGAUAUUCAUGAUUAUUGCAAACAAUUAUAAUCA
This is a messenger RNA of Melanaphis sacchari, 2408 nucleotides long. RefSeq lists its product as uncharacterized. The transcript is spliced from 5 exons. Lineage: Eukaryota; Metazoa; Arthropoda; Insecta; Hemiptera; Aphididae. Bases 553 to 2172 code for a protein of 539 amino acids. Gene Ontology annotation, biological process: regulation of transcription by RNA polymerase II. The record is from RefSeq and is a predicted model, not a curated record. Gene Ontology annotation, molecular function: DNA-binding transcription factor activity, RNA polymerase II-specific; transcription cis-regulatory region binding.